This is a messenger RNA of Talaromyces proteolyticus, 1423 nucleotides long. RefSeq lists its product as uncharacterized. The transcript has a single exon. The record is from RefSeq and is a predicted model, not a curated record. Bases 242 to 994 code for a protein of 250 amino acids. Lineage: Eukaryota; Fungi; Ascomycota; Eurotiomycetes; Eurotiales; Trichocomaceae.
CACGUGUAGAUCCGUGCCAGGUCAUGUUCCUAAUUUUUGGGACAAAUACUAGACCGUUAUAUAUGUCUCCACGGUCUUGGCGAGGAUGUUUAUGGCCUUGAUAUGGUAUUAAUAACCAAGUGCCGGUCCCGGCUAUCCUUGAUCCCUCUAUCUACUACUGCCGUCUUCUGCACCUUACACUCUUGUCUUACCCUCGUAUGCUGUUGAAAGACCCUUGCUCCUCCUCUAUCUUUGCCCGGGAAUGACUAUGAACGUUACACAAGGACAACUUUCUGCCUCAGCAGAAGGGCUUGCAAGUGAAAACUGGGAUCUAGGUAGCCUUUUCAUACCUGGAAUGGUAGAUUUAGAUCGUGGUCUAAAUAAUCAUAUGCCAUUCAACCCUUCUCCUCCACCUCAUACAGACGUACAACAAUCGUUGACCUCAUGUGCUCCGCCUGACGCGCUUUUCUGGCCUUCAUUGUCGCCAGAGCUCCAGCAACUGAGCUUCAGAAACUAUCAAUACCCUGCUUCACUCUCUCCAUUCUAUUCUACUCAAACCCCUACCUCUACCUCCAAUAUACAGCCGAGAAACACAGAUUCCCAACGAAAGCACAAGCAACAACAUGAAGCAAAACACCGAAAAAAGAAAUCAGACCCGCUUGACAUUAGAUGUUGGAAUCACAACUGCGACGGGCGAAGAUUUUCGUCACUGGGUAACUACCGCCGCCAUCUUCGAGAAAAGGAGGGCAAUGCGAAGAUGUUUCGAUGUCAAGACUGUGGCCGUCUCUUUACGCGAUCUACGGCUCGUAAUUUCCACCGCCAGUCAGGAACAUGUCGCGCUACGACACAGGCGCUGGGGAUACCAUCGAUGAUGAGCUCGUCGGUUCAUUCGCAUUCGCAUUCCCAGUCGCAGUCCCCGACUGUCUCGAGUGUGUCUUCGAUUCCAUGGUCUGACGUGAGUCUACCUUCGGAUGAUAACCUCGACCUGAAUGCCUACACUGAGGAGCCGCUUUAGAUAUCUCCCUCAUGGACAAACAAAAGUACUCCUACGGACUGAAGACUUAAUAGUUUGGUUAUAAUAUCAUGAUUUUGGGUUAUAGUUACUGCCACAUGUAUGGGGUUGGUGUUGAGGCUGGAGGGUUUUGUCAUGUCUUAUAUGUAUAUAGUACUGUACUGUCUUUUUUUAUCCUAUAGACGUUUCUCGUACAUGUACACUCAAUGCAGAGGUACAAUUUGUCAGCAAUACAUCUGUUUAUACCUCUAUAGAACAGGGAUGUGGCUACAGGGCUGUUGUCUUUGCAAUCGUAUACUUCUUUCUAUGCCCCAUUUUCUCCAACCUCGUAACCCAGAUGCUACCUGCAAGAUACGACGUUUGACGCCACAAACCUGGAUGUAACAGUCUAGAUAGAGUAACUAUCAAACCACAGCUGCACGACAUUAUUCG